CGUUGAGGCCACAAAACGGCAAAAUAUCUGACUCGUGACUCUCGAGUGCAGCAUCGUGAGUAGCAUCGUGCAUUACUAACAAUAUAAAAACCAUUCCACGAUUUGUUCGAAAGGGCCGAUUCUCUCCUCCGCAUCAGUGGCCGUUCAGAGAUCAUCACCCGUCGAGCUUCUUAUCCCAGCUUCUUCCGUCCCCGCCGCUCACAACCCUGAUCUCGCGAUGCCAUGUCAAAAGAGCGGGGUACGGGCCUUGGGUAGAACGCGGGGUCCUGGUACCUGCGGCGAAGUGAGACUUUCCCGGAGAAUAUAAACAUAUAGAACGCGAUUCCCCGAGUGUCAAGCCGUGGUUCAGUACUCAUAGUAUUGUUUAGUUGGCAACUCCUUGUUCAAGCAACAAGGUUGAAUUCCAGUAUGGGAUAUCUCUUCCUUACUGUCGCAGCAGUAGCUGCCUCUCUCUUCACGUCUGCCCAGGCGCAAUGCCCCGACUAUUCAGAAUAUUCCCAGCAGAUCCACCAGCCGGUGAGCUCAGGGAAAUACCGGCUCUCGUACAUGCGACCAGCCCCUGCGUGUCGAACGUUCAACUCAACGGCCGUGGAAGACACGAUCACGAGCAUGCAGAAUGUAAUCAAGGAUCCUGAUCUCUACCAACUGUUCCAGAACUCAUUCCCCAACUCUCUCGAUACGGCAGUCAAAUGGAAGGGCUUCUCUGCGAAUAACCCUGAGGAGGAAUUGACCUUCCUGAUCACGGGAGAUAUCAAUGCGAUGUGGUUACGAGACUCGGCGAACCAGAUGCAAAGUUACCUCAGUCUCCUGACCGCAGACAACAGUACCGACUCCCUUGCCAGUUUAUAUCGCGGUGUCAUAAACCUUCAGGCGCGCUAUGUGCUUGAAGCUCCUCACUGCAAUUCUUUCCAGCCACCUGUUGAGUCUGGUCUGAAAGCAACCCAGAACCAGGCUUUACCUGAUGAGUUUUACCCUCCGGUGUCAAACCUAACGGUUUUCGAAUGCAAGUUUGAGUUGGAUUCUCUAGCUGCGUUUCUCGAAAUAUCAACAGACUACUAUGAGCAGACUGGAGACAUCGAUUUCUUUCGGAAAUUCCGAUGGGUAGACGCGGUGGAGACCAUACUCAAUACGACGCAGGCAUUGCUCAUCGGAACAUACGCAUCGAAUGGCUCCGUCAACGCGAGUCCGUAUACUUGGGAACGGACAACUACGAGUGGAACGGAAACUCUGGAUAACCUAGGAAGAGGCAAUCCCGUACAGGAUGGAACUGGAUUGGUGCGGUCUGCUUUCAGACCAAGCGAUGAUGCAACAAUCUACCAGCUAUUUAUUCCCGCCAAUAUGAUGUUUUCACGGUAUCUGGACUCAGCCUCUAGGAUUAUGGCUGCUAUUGGUGGGCAGAGAAAUCUUGCAAACCACAUGCAUAACUUCGCACAAAGUAUCCGGGCAGCAAUUACCACCCAUGGAAUUGUGAAUGAUCCCACCUACGGGCAAAUAUAUGCGUUUGAAGUUGAUGGCUUUGGCUCGCGGAAUCUCAUGGACGACUCCAAUGUCCCCAGUCUCCUCAGCGCCCCUUUCCUGGGCUACUUGAAUGUCACUGAUCCCAUCUACCAAAACACCCGGAAGUUCAUACUCAGCAAAGAUAACCCCUAUUUCAUGCGCGGGCCGGUUAUAAAUGCCGUUGGCGGCCCACACGCCGGUUUUGGUCAAGCUUGGCCCAUGGCAAGCAUAAUCCGGAUUUUUACCUCCUCCGAUGACAACGAGAUCAAAACUGCCCUCCAGGAGAUUGUCAGCAGUACGGAUGGACUAGGACUGAUCCAUGAGAGUGUCAAUUCGUUUAAUCAAUCGAUAUGGACGAGACAGUGGUUUAGUUGGGCGAACGGGCUCUUUGGACAAUGUUUGCUGGAUCUGAAGACCAGGAAGCCAGAAAUCUUGGGGGCGAGCUUCCAAGGCUAAUUAGGAAUGAGGCUUGAUUAUAAUGAAAGCUCAAAGGAUAAGCAACCAAGCAUCUUUUAUGAGGCAUUGGGAAGCUGUGCUAAACUAAUAAAUAGCCUUAAGUUACCUCUUAUCAGAAUAUUAACUAUAAUCCUACACCUCAUACCGUCAUCGAGAGAAG
Messenger RNA from Amorphotheca resinae ATCC 22711, 2113 nucleotides. Its product is annotated as glycoside hydrolase family 125 protein. The record is from RefSeq and is a predicted model, not a curated record. Gene Ontology annotation, biological process: carbohydrate metabolic process. The transcript has 4 exons. Lineage: Eukaryota; Fungi; Ascomycota; Leotiomycetes; Helotiales; Amorphothecaceae. Bases 409 to 1953 code for a protein of 514 amino acids.